AUGGCUUUAUUUACCUUUCUAAUUAUCGUUUUAUUGGCAGGAGCUGUUGACCCUGGGCGUGUCCGUCGUAUAGUGGGAGGUAGUGACACCACCAUAGACAGGUUUCCCUCCCUCGUGCAAGUCGAGAGUAGAAACCUAUGGAACGGCUUUUGGUGGCAAUCCUGCGCUGGUACCAUUCUCACUCCUAGACAUGUGCUGUCUGCUGCUCAGUGCUUUUUUGGUCCAUGGUACUCCCCAAAAAACCGUCGCAUCAGAGCAGGAUCCUCAUAUCGCAAUGCUUCUGGUGUUAUCUACCUCAUAGACAAAGAGAUCAACCACCCUCACUAUGAUUACUUUAAUACUUCGGCCGAUAUAUCCGUGCUUCGAAUCCAAACCCGGAUAGAGUACACUCCGGUUAUCCAACCCGGUACAGUCGUCGCUGCUGAUUUUGUCUUCCCUGACAAUAUACCGGUGACGGUUGUCGGAUGGGGUCAUACUGCUUACUACGGCGCGUAUUCAGAUGUUCUUCAAGAGACGACGGUGAUCACAGUGAACCGAGAACUAUGUGCUAAACGCUACAGAACCCUGAACACGCAUCGUAACAUUACUAACACUAUGCUCUGUGCUGGGGUCUUAGGUGUCACCGGCAGAGACACCUGUACUGGAGACUUUGGGGGUCCACUUUAUUACGGGCACAUCGUUAUUGGUAUUGCCACUUGGGGUCAUCAAUGCGGUCAUGCCGAUUUUCCUGGGGUAUACACGUCUGUGGCUUCCUAUACUAGAUGGAUUGCUGCUGUAGUUGUAUAA
Molecule: messenger RNA, 786 nt
Organism: Spodoptera littoralis (African cotton leafworm)
Lineage: Eukaryota; Metazoa; Arthropoda; Insecta; Lepidoptera; Noctuidae
Source: the annotation of a GenBank genome assembly